Molecule: messenger RNA, 849 nt
Organism: Mesorhabditis spiculigera
Lineage: Eukaryota; Metazoa; Nematoda; Chromadorea; Rhabditida; Rhabditidae
Source: the annotation of a GenBank genome assembly
AUGCAUUGGUCGAAGGAAGCCUUUCCGACGACAACAUCGCGGAAAUCAACAAAACGGCUCACUCUCACUCGGUCAAGGGGGAAUGUGUACAAGCAAACCCUCGAUACGGAAGACCCGCCCAAAGGUUGCCCGCCAACGAGGGCUACAGAAAUCGCGGGGAUGUGCCAGCCAUUCGUCGGAAUCAUUGCCUGGCUAUUGCCCUCCGUCCAGAAUCCGAAAGAGCGCCUGGCGAUCGAGCUUCUAAGCAAGGAAUUGGAAGAAUGGAUAAAUCGAGACAACGCCAACAACGAAAUCAAGGUCGAAAUCUGCGACUACGGCUUCCCCGGCUGCAUAGUGGCAAAAUUAGAAUGUGUCGACCAGGACGAAUUCGAAGAAACGAAGAAAAGGGUGGACGAACAGGCCAAAUUAUUCAUACCGGUGCGCAGAAGGGAGGCGACCAGAAACGAACAGCAAAUAUAUCAGGUGAAGGUCGAGAAGAGCCCUGAUCACCGCGCCACUCGCCGCGACCUUUUGUGGCGACGUGCACGUCCCCAUGGUAAUGCAAAAGUCCAAAUUGUGGGAUCAAUUCUCGAUGAGGAGAAGUGGCUCGCCGAGCUGGCAGAGCUUCCCGACGCCACCUGGCUCGACUAUUCACAAAAAGUAUUCGAAGGACCUUGUUGGGCCGCCUGCGCCACGCCCAUGGACGCCAAAGACAAGCCAAAGGCCGAGCUCAACUACAGCAAAAGCGGAGCCGAGGAACGAAUCAAGGGAGCUGCUCGCGUCAAUGUAAACAAGACCCAGCAAGAAGAGGAGAAGCAGGAAGAAGGAAGCAGGAAGAGAAGCGACUAUGGCCUCGGACCUGACCGUCAA